Alosa sapidissima (American shad) is the source of this 1905-nucleotide messenger RNA. It is a transcript of the gene lyn, whose product is annotated as LYN proto-oncogene, Src family tyrosine kinase. Gene Ontology annotation, cellular component: extrinsic component of cytoplasmic side of plasma membrane. The transcript has 13 exons. Gene Ontology annotation, biological process: cell differentiation; protein phosphorylation; cell surface receptor protein tyrosine kinase signaling pathway. Lineage: Eukaryota; Metazoa; Chordata; Actinopteri; Clupeiformes; Clupeidae. Gene Ontology annotation, molecular function: non-membrane spanning protein tyrosine kinase activity; signaling receptor binding; ATP binding. The coding region runs from base 223 to 1764 and encodes 513 amino acids. The record is from RefSeq and is a predicted model, not a curated record.
GCAUUAUGCAAAUAAAAUGUUAGACGCAUUGAACACUGUACCAGGAAGUAGUGGCUGAACCGAGAGAACAUCAGUCCUGCCAAAAGAGACUGGUUCCUCAUUCUGCUGCUUAGGUGAAGCAACAACAGACAAAUGAGGGUGAGAAGGUUGUAACGGGAAUUAUCCUGACAACUAUUCGCUUUAACUUCACGCGACAGGGCAGGCUGAUACCUAACAGGAAUCAUGGGUUGUAAAAAAUCCAAGCUGACCGAGGGCCAGAAUGGUGGCAUGCUCGAUAAAACACAACAGCCAGUACGUACUGACCAAACUGUAUAUGUGAGAGAUCCCACCUCCAGUAAGCCACAUGCUAUAAAUGAUUCUGCUCCCUCCGGGUUGCUACCUGGUCAGGUUUUCCAGAUGGAAGAAAAGAAGGAGAGGGAUAAAAUCGUCAUAGCCUUGUACCCGUAUGAGGCUAUACAUGCCGAUGACUUGGGAUUCAAGAAGGGAGAGAAAAUGCGAGUUCUGGAGGAGCAUGGAGAAUGGUGGAAAGCCUGUUCUCUCACCACCAGAAAAGAGGGCUUCAUUCCUUCCAAUUAUGUGGCCCAAGCAGACACCAUGGAAAUGGAAGAAUGGUUCUUUAAGGAUAUAACCAGGAAGGAUGCAGAAAGGCAACUUUUGGCACCAGCAAACAAACCAGGAGCUUACCUCAUCCGCGAGAGUGAAACCUCAAAGGGAAGUUAUUCGCUCUCCAUCAGAGAUGUUGACAGCCAGGGCAUGGAUGCAGUCAAACACUACAAGAUCCGCAGCCUGGAUAAUGGAGGAUAUUAUAUCUCUCCGAAAAUCACCUUCCCAGAUAUCAGCAGCAUGAUCAAACAUUAUCACAAGCAACCAGACGGCCUGUGUCGUAAACUAGAGAAGUCCUGUGAUAAGCCCAAAGCUCAGAAGCCAUGGGAUAAAGAUGCGUGGGAAAUCUCCAAAGAGUCCAUCAAGAUGGUGAAGAAACUCGGAGCUGGCCAGUUUGGAGAGGUGUGGAUGGCAUAUUAUAACAACAGCACCAAAGUUGCUGUGAAGACUUUGAAGCCAGGCACCAUGUCUGUUGAGGCCUUCCUUGAGGAAGCCAACCUGAUGAAGACUCUACAGCAUGACCGACUGGUGCGCCUCUACGCUGUGGUCACCAAGAUCGAGCCCAUCUACAUCAUCACUGAGUACAUGGCCAAUGGGAGCCUUUUGGAUUUCUUAAAAAGUGAUACCGGCUGCAGAUUACAGCUACCUAAGCUAAUAGACUUCUCUGCUCAGAUAGCUGAGGGCAUGGCUUACAUUGAGAAGAAAAACUACAUCCAUCGGGAUCUGAGGGCUGCUAACGUGUUAGUUUCGGAAAGCCUGCUCUGUAAAAUCGCUGAUUUCGGUCUGGCUAGAGUUAUUGAGGAUGACCAGUAUACUGCCAGAGAAGGAGCCAAGUUCCCGAUUAAGUGGACGGCCCCUGAGGCCAUUAACUAUGGCUCCUUCACAAUCAAGUCUGACAUGUGGUCAUUCGGCGUCCUCCUCUAUGAAAUCAUCACUUUUGGAAAGAUCCCUUACCCAGGCAUGAGUAAUGGAGAAGUCAUGACGUCUGUCCAGAGAGGUUACCGCAUGCCCAAACCCGAGAACUGCCCGGGUGAGCUCUACGAGAUCAUGACAAGCUGUUGGAAGGACAAGCCUGAUGACAGGCCCACCUUUGACUACAUGCAGAGUGUCCUGGAUGACUUCUACACAGCGACGGAGGGACAGUACCAGCAGCAGCCCUGAGAGGGGCAUCAUGGCGGGCAUCACAGGGGCCGCCAGGGCAAAAAUGAUCCACCCAGACUGAAAUGAAAUGAACAAACAUGACCUGGACGUGAUAGGUGUUCAGAGCUUUAUGGGUGCCAAUACAACUUGCUUGCUUUUUAA